Molecule: messenger RNA, 683 nt
Organism: Pararge aegeria (speckled wood butterfly)
Lineage: Eukaryota; Metazoa; Arthropoda; Insecta; Lepidoptera; Nymphalidae
Gene: Ufsp1
Product: ufm1-specific protease 1
Exons: 4
Coding region: 6-647 (213 amino acids)
Source: RefSeq, a predicted model, not a curated record
UAAAAAUGUCAUUGAAACUUGUGACAGACGUGCAUACAGAAAUAAACAAAACAUUUCCCACAAAUUCUUAUUUUGUUUGUGGAACCUACGAAUAUUAUCAUUAUCUAUGCGAUGGUUUUGAUGAUAGGGGAUGGGGUUGCGGCUACAGAACCUUACAAACGAUUUGUUCCUGGAUGAUGCAUAAUAAUUAUAAUAAUUCUCAAAACGUUCCGAGUAUUACAGAAAUUCAGAAGAUUUUAGUGGAAUUGGAGGACAAGCCAGAAUCCUUUUUGGGUUCCAAGCAAUGGAUUGGUAGCUUUGAGGUAUGUCUUACCCUAGACAAACUAUACAAUGUUUCAAGCAAAAUAAUCCAUGUGAACAGGGGAGAUGACCUUGAGAACAUAGUGGACAAUCUGUGCACUCAUUUUGAGAAAUUUGGCAGCCCUGUGAUGAUGGGAGGUGAUCUUGACUGCUCUUCUAAGGGUGUGGUGGGAGUGCAUGUAGAUGGAGUGAACUCUCAGCUGUUGAUUGUGGAUCCACACUAUGUAGGUAAAGAAGAGUCAAAGGAGUUUCUGCAUCGCAAAGGCUGGGUCAAAUGGCAGCCACUGAAAGACUUCUUGAGCACAUCAUUUUACAAUCUGUGUUUACCACAAGUGAAAGCACAGUAAAAAGAUGAGUGAUAAUAAAUUCAUAUUUUAACUGAU